Messenger RNA from Carassius carassius (crucian carp), 2505 nucleotides. RefSeq names its product BR serine/threonine kinase 1a (gene brsk1a). Bases 894 to 2315 code for a protein of 473 amino acids. The transcript has 13 exons. NCBI's taxonomy places the organism in Eukaryota, Metazoa, Chordata, Actinopteri, Cypriniformes, Cyprinidae. The record is from RefSeq and is a predicted model, not a curated record. Gene Ontology annotation, biological process: intracellular signal transduction; microtubule cytoskeleton organization; protein phosphorylation. Gene Ontology annotation, cellular component: cytoplasm. Gene Ontology annotation, molecular function: ATP binding; tau-protein kinase activity; protein serine/threonine kinase activity.
GGGAGGGUUGAUGAUGAUGAGGAGGAGGAGGAGGGUGUGGGACCCGGAUGUUGAUGCGAGGAACCAGAACGGAGAAAAUAACGCAAAUAAACCGUCAAGACAGGCAAAAUUUCAGCGAUCAGUGCGCAACUUAUCAGUCACCAUCAAAAACAUCUUCCUCAAAAGUGUCCGGCGGAUGCGAGCGUGCGUGCGCGCGACCGGCGAGAGAGGACACACGGCGGAUACGCGAAGGAUGAGGAUGCUGCGGUCCGUGCGGCAGGAUGGAGCUCAGCAUCAGCAUCAGCAGCAGAGAUGAAACAGAUCUGCCAGAUCCGCUGCAGUGAUGCGAGAGGACGCAGAGCGACCUGGAUCUCCUUACAGUCACAUACGCCAUCGGACUACUCUUUUAGCUUGUCUUGCUGAAUGUGAAACGGGAAUAGAUUUACCUGUUUGUUUGUUUAUUAUUCAACUGUAAGAUUCUGGCUCCUUUAUUCUGGCUCCUCUAGGCCUUGCACGAGUGUACUGAAGGCUCUUGUUCACUAAUAUUUCACAGUUAGGAGGAGUUUCUAAAUGGUGUUUUUGUCAUGAGGUGAUGGCCAGCUGGUAGAUGCAUCUAGAAACAGGAGCUUAGUAACUGGACCUGGCUUUCUGUAAUGACAUGUACUGGGAACAAAAAGUCUGAUAGAUUAAGAAGGGUUACUUUAAUUGGUAAAGCUAUGAAUUAGGCUCAAAUAGAUUUGAAACAAUACACAGGCCCAGAUGACAGAUUCUAGGGAACCCCGAGCUCAGCAUGGAUAUAUUCCUGGGUUGUUGCAGACCCUUGGGAGACUAUUUUAGAAAAACUCAACUCAGAAACGGUACGCUGUGAAAAUAUUGCAUGCAGUAGCAGGUUUAACAGGAGCCAGGCUGCCACUAUGUCUAAGGAACUGUCAGUGACCCAGGCAGCUCAGUAUGUGGGGCCGUAUAGACUAGAGAAGACUCUCGGGAAAGGCCAGACAGGUCUGGUGAAGCUCGGGAUUCACUGCAUCACUGGUCAAAAAGUAGCCAUCAAAAUAGUCAACAGAGAAAAACUUUCCGAAUCUGUGUUGAUGAAGGUGGAGAGAGAAAUUGCUAUUUUAAAACUGAUUGAACAUCCACAUGUGUUGAAACUCCAUGAUGUUUAUGAGAAUAACAAAUACCUAUAUUUGGUACUGGAGCAUGUUUCAGGAGGAGAGCUGUUUGACUAUUUGGUGAAGAAAGGCAGACUGACGCCUAAAGAGGCACGGAAGUUCUUCAGACAAAUCAUAUCUGCUUUGGACUUCUGUCAUAGUCACUCUAUAUGUCAUAGAGACCUGAAGCCAGAAAACCUCCUGCUGGAUGAGAGGAACAAUAUCAGGAUUGCAGACUUUGGCAUGGCCUCACUACAGGUGGGAGACAGUAUGCUAGAGACAAGCUGUGGAUCUCCUCAUUAUGCAUGUCCAGAGGUUAUCAGGGGUGAGAAAUAUGAUGGUCGACGGGCUGAUGUAUGGAGCUGUGGAGUCAUUCUCUUCGCUCUGCUAGUGGGCGCGCUACCCUUCGACCACGAUAACCUGCGGCAGCUGCUGGAAAAGGUAAAGAGUGGAGUGUUCCACAUGCCCCAUUUCAUCCCACCCGAGUGCCAGGCUCUGCUGCGGGGCAUGAUCGAGGUCAACCCUGAAAAAAGAGUCACGCUAGAGGCCAUCCAGAAACACGCUUGGUAUCAAGCUGGACGCAAUGAGCCGUGUCUGGAGCUGCCGCCCCCGAGGCGCGUGAGCAUGGGACGGAUCAUGUCUCUGACAGAGCUGGACCCAGAUGUGCUGGACAGCAUGUAUUCUCUGGGCUGUUUCAGGGACCGGGUUAAACUGGCCCAAGACCUGCAGUGUGAAGAAGAUAACCAAGAGAAGAUGAUCUACUUUCUCCUGUUAGACCGUAAAGAGCGCUAUCCUAGCCAUGAGGAUGAGGAUCUUCCUCCACGAAAUGACAUUGACCCUCCACGGAAGCGUGUAGACUCACCGAUGUUGACCCGUCACGGCCGCUGCCGGCCAGAGAGGAAGAGUCUGGAGGUGCUGAGUGUGACGGAGCAGGGCUCUCCCACACCCCCACGCAGAGCACUGGACACCUCGCACAGCCAGAGAUCUCGAUCUGUAAGUGGAGCAUCAACGGGCCUCUCGUCUAGUCCUCUAAGUAGUCCCAGGGUAAGUGCCUGUCUGCUAACCUGUUUUUUUUCUACUAAAAAGAUGAGUCACUCAGAAGCAGUGUUGUCAAAAAUAAAGAUUUUUUUUUUAAUCGAGAAAUGUUUGAAUACUCAUUUUCCCACAGUAUUGAUAGACCAAUGCUAGCUACAAGUUCUUACUCUUUCUUCUCUCUGAAAGUGACUUGACACUCACCACACUGUGUAUUUUAAAUAAAUAAAUAUAUAGUCUGUUGUGCUGCGUUUAAGGGUGAAACACAUGACACAUGAGCAUCUCACGUUUUCAGUGUCUCAGAGCAGCUCGGUUUACAGUAAAUGCAGCAAACCCCAUCUCUGCA